Molecule: messenger RNA, 2306 nt
Organism: Brienomyrus brachyistius
Lineage: Eukaryota; Metazoa; Chordata; Actinopteri; Osteoglossiformes; Mormyridae
Product: dnaJ homolog subfamily B member 6-like
Exons: 11
Coding region: 690-2006 (438 amino acids)
Molecular function (GO): Hsp70 protein binding
Source: RefSeq, a predicted model, not a curated record
AUUGUUGUAGUGUCGUUUUUAAUCGUCGACUUCCUGAUAAAAUCUUGUUUUAUGUGUAAAUAAAAUAUAGCACAAUUAGCAGGGACACAAUAUUACAUUCAAUUGGGGGUAUAACUAUCAAAGAUAUUAUUUAACACGGUAAGCGCUCCUUACAUUAGGAUACUCAUAUACCUCACAGAUGCUGCCUACUCACUCGAAGACGGUAUAAUAUCUGUAUAUCUGCAGCAUGAACAGCGUAAUGUCCGACAAUGUUUCUGUCCUUCGUGUGACGAAAAUGGACAAACUGCCAUCCGACUCCACUGAGCUGGAUAAAUAACAGCCGAGCCCGUUUAGGUGGACAUUCUAGAUGUUCUAUUUUUUGUAGACGCUUGGGCUCAGCUGAUGGUGACGUAGAGCUGGAAGCGUAUUCUAGGGAAGGGCAUACAGUCCGCGUGCGGAGGGGGAGAGACUCCACUAAAAUAUAAACGUCGUUGAAGCAAUGAAUUGACAACGAAGGAAGACGUACAGUAACCUACUCGCGGUGUGUGUUUUGCGGCAGCGCAGGCAGAUAUUUCAGACUUCAACAAAUAUCGUUUUGCGGCUGGGCUCUGACGUCAUUCCACGGGCUUCUCAAAAGAUUGUUCCUAUUUAAAGCGCACAUUUGAUAGCUAACUCUUCUUCUUAAAAGGCUCAGAAAGGUGAGGGAAGAAAUGGUGGAUUAUUAUGACAUCUUGGGAGUAUCACGAAAUGCCUCUUCUGAGGACAUCAAAAAGGCUUACAGGAAGCAGGCCCUGCGGUGGCACCCAGACAAGAAUCCAGACAACAAAGAGGAAGCAGAGAGGAAGUUCAAGGAAAUAGCUGAGGCGUAUGAAGUGCUCUCAGACAGAAACAAACGAGAGACUUAUGAUCGGUAUGGCAAAGAGGGCAUUCACAAUGCAGGCUCUGGCGGCUCUUCCAGUCAGGAUGAUUUUCCAGGCUUCACAUUCACAUUCCGAAGCCCAGACGAAGUGUUUCAAGAAUUCUUCGGGGGCGAGGAUCCAUUUGCUAGCUUCUUCGAUGAUUUCCCUUUUGGCAGCAUGCAGGACAGGAUUCAUGGACAUUCAGGCCCAUCACGGUUUGGACCUAGUCGUUUCUUCUCCUUCCCGUCUGCUGGAGGUUUCACCUCCUUUUCAUCCUCCUUUAGUGGGAUGGACAGCAUGGGGGGCAGCUUCAAGUCAGUCUCUACCUCCACACGUGUCGUCAAUGGGAAACACACCACCACCCGAAAAAUCAGAGAAAAUGGCCAGGAGAGAACAGAAAUUGAGGAGGAUGGGGUCUUGAAAGCUGUUCUGAUCAAUGGUGUGGAGGAUGAGAUGGCCUUGGCCUUGGAGCUCAGCCUCAGAGACUCGGCCAGUCAGUCAUCGCAGCAACAGCAGCAGUUACACCAGGAGCAGCCCAGCUUCUACCCGCAGGCCCCACCUCAGCGGUCCUAUAGCUCGGCCCCCUUCUUUAGAUAUCCCGAGGGAAGUGAGGAGGAUGACGAAGAUCUGCAGAUGGCCCUGGCCUACAGUUUGUCGGAGAUGGAAGCGCAGAGGAGGAAUGCAGCUGCAGAUAUGAUCUCAGGUGCUGGGGUCAAGACUAGGGAAUGUGGAGGCGGGGUCAAAGAACAAGGGUUUGCAGACAAGAAUAGAUUGGGGAAGACAGUUAGCAACAAGCCAAGAGCAACUGAAAACAGAACCGUAGCCAGUGAGUGUACUAAUGGGGGGUUCUGGGAUGGUUCUGACUUGCCAAGUCCCAACAGCCCAGUGGAGAAGGAGAGCAAGUGUCCGUCCAUGGAUACAAUCCACAAGAUGACAAAGAAGAUGUCUAAUUGUGUGACUCCGACUUCCAGGCCUUCACUGGUUGACUGGCUACUGGCUACAUGCCCCCUAGAGGCAGAACUCCUGGAGAGCUUGCCACCUGCCAUUCAGAUUGUUCUCCAGCUGAUUUUUCAAAGUUUUAUUUGGAAAACAAUAAGGGGAAUGUUGCAAAUGUCAUGUGCUUACUAAAUGUGUUUUUCUUUGUGUGUGUGUCUGUGUGUGUGUGCGUGUGUGUGCACACAUGGAGGAGUAACUAGAUCCUUAGCCAAAACCUGCAACUUCAUCUCAUUUUAACUAUUUAAGUUUUUGAGGCAGUACGGUACUAAUGGAAGAUACUCAAUGAUACAGAAUGUUUGUUAAUGGUCAUGGGGAACUAUUUCCCAGCUGGACUAAAGACUGUUGUAGAUCUACAAAAUUCUAACUUAGAGUAAAACUGAGCGCGGUUAAAGUGCCUGUAUCUGCAAGUAAAGUAUCAUUUAAAAAGCUAAA